UUAAAUAAAAGUACCUCUCGCAAAUACUUAUGGUACCUAGUAUAUAGUUUUAGUUUUGAAAUUUUUACUUCUACUGGCCUUAAGAAAAGCUCUUCAGUUUCAAAAAGUAAUUCUAAGGAAAAUCUCAUCAUGCAGAAGAAAGAAGGUAAUACAAAUUCUUUAAAAUAUAUAAGUUUAGUAACGUUAACUUUACAAAAUGCCCUUUUGGGAUUGAGUAUGAGGUAUGCAAGGACUCGCGAUGGGGACAUGUUUCUAUCAUCAACAGCUGUUCUCAUGUCCGAAGUGGUGAAAUUAAUUACAUGCAUAGGAAUAGUGUACAUAGAAUCAGGGGGAGUAAUCAAACUGUUUGAUACCAUCGACAAACAAAUAAUCAAACAACCCAUAGACACACUCAAAGUAUGUGUGCCUUCUUUCGUUUACGUUAUACAGAACAACCUUCUGUAUUUAUCGGCAUCCCAUUUGGAUGCAGCAACAUAUCAGGUAACGUAUCAACUAAAAAUUUUAACAACGGCCAUGUUCUCAGUUUUCAUACUGAAAAAGGAGCUGUUACGCACCCAAUGGAUCUCUCUUUUAACUUUGAUAAUAGGAGUGGUUCUAGUCCAACUUGCUCAAUCUGGCGAUGCACCUACUGCCGCUACCGGCCCCGAACAGAACAGAUUCAUCGGAUUUAUGGCGGCAUUGGCAGCGUGUUGUCUUUCUGGUUUCGCCGGGGUCUACUUCGAGAAAAUGUUAAAGGGUAGUGACGUGACCGUUUGGAUGCGUAACGUCCAACUGUCGCUGUGCUCGGUACCUUUCGGCCUGAUCUCCUGCUUCACCUAUGACGGCCAAAUUAUCAAAGAGAAAGGUUUCUUUUUCGGAUACGACAAAUUUGUUAAUUAUCUGAUCGUUCUUCAGGCUUGUGGGGGCCUUAUAGUCGCGGUCGUUGUUAAGUAUGCCGACAAUAUUUUGAAAGGUUUCGCCACGUCUUUGGCCAUUGUCAUUUCCUGCGUUGCUUCUAUAUACAUAUUUAACUUCGAACUCACGCUGCAGUUUGCACUAGGAGCCCUGUUUGUUAUCUUUUCCAUAUUUCUUUACGGACAUACUCCCAAGAAACCUGUCGCGUCUGCCGCGUAUAGAGUAUAGUGUUUACUGCCUGUCCAGAGGAUUUUAUAUGCCAGUUUUAUUUUAUUUUUAAGGCCCCUCCCUGCCGUUAUCAAUAUGCGAAUCGUGAAGUUGUGAUGAUAGUCGUCUGAGAAAUUAUAUUGACUUAACUAUUUUUUAAUUGUAAGUUUUAUUCUUGAAGUAAUAUACUGCCUAUACGGGGUGCUUUAAAUUUGAUAUUUUCGCAACAAAAUACUUUUCUUGCUUGUCUUAAGGCCUUUAAGUCAUUAUUUAUGGAUAGAUCUGGAUAUUUCUUCACAUUGAAAGAUUAAAAAUGAUAUUUUCAUCCUUGUUCAUAGUAUAGACAAAGUUGGGAAUAAAAACAAUAGAUGGUAACGGGAUUUACACUAAGAGGAAUUUUGAGAAAGAACGCCAUCUAGUGUUUUCAUUCCUAAGUUUGACUAUAGCCUCAUUUCGUCCAUUCGAGUCAGUAUUACAUGAAAUUUUAACAUUUUAAAUUAUUUUUGAAACAUCGACUGUCCCUGUUUGUGAUUAUACUUAAGUUAAAAUGUAUUAAAAAUUGUGAAUUUAAUUGGUAAUUCUUGAUCGAGUCAUAUAUACAUACCUUUAUACAAAAUUAUUUAUUUAUAUAAAUUCCAUAACGUUAUUAAGUGGUGAUUGACAUCUUUUUAUAUACUUACCUAUUUA
Anoplophora glabripennis (Asian longhorned beetle) is the source of this 1788-nucleotide messenger RNA. Its product is annotated as UDP-galactose translocator. The transcript has 5 exons. NCBI's taxonomy places the organism in Eukaryota, Metazoa, Arthropoda, Insecta, Coleoptera, Cerambycidae. Gene Ontology annotation, molecular function: UDP-galactose transmembrane transporter activity. Bases 130 to 1122 code for a protein of 330 amino acids. Gene Ontology annotation, biological process: pyrimidine nucleotide-sugar transmembrane transport. Gene Ontology annotation, cellular component: Golgi membrane. The record is from RefSeq and is a predicted model, not a curated record.